Messenger RNA from Vitis riparia (riverbank grape), 1786 nucleotides. Its product is annotated as cytochrome P450 89A2-like. The transcript has a single exon. The record is from RefSeq and is a predicted model, not a curated record. Bases 128 to 1696 code for a protein of 522 amino acids. NCBI's taxonomy places the organism in Eukaryota, Viridiplantae, Streptophyta, Magnoliopsida, Vitales, Vitaceae. Gene Ontology annotation, cellular component: membrane. Gene Ontology annotation, molecular function: iron ion binding; oxidoreductase activity, acting on paired donors, with incorporation or reduction of molecular oxygen, NAD(P)H as one donor, and incorporation of one atom of oxygen; heme binding.
UUUGAUACCCAAAAUCUCAUCUUGCACAUCCAACGGUCCAAGGAAUUCUUGGGUACCUAUCCAUCCACAAACCCUCGAUAGAAUUCUCCCUAGCACGAUUAACCCAGAAGAGAGAAUCAAGAAUUUGAUGACCAAAAUGGAGACAUGGCUCUUCAUCAUCAUCUCCCUCUGUGUUGCUGCUUUCCUCAAAUCUCUCUGUGAUUUCUUCUUCCCAAAACUGAACCUUCCACCAGGACCCACCAGGGUUCCUCUCAUCGGAAACUUCUUAUUGUUCCGUAAAUUCUUGUUGGACUUCGAACCAGUCAUCCGAAACCUACACAGCAAGUACGGCCCAAUCCUCACAGUCCAUUUCGGCUCUCGCCCGGUCAUAUUCGUCUCCUCCGAUUCCCUCUCCCACCAGGCCUUGGUCCAAAAGGGUGCUGUUUUCGCUGAUCGCACUGAGGCCCUCCCCAUCAGCAAAAUUUUCAGCAGUAAUAAGCAUACCAUCAGCACCGCCUUCUACGGCCCGACCUGGCGCGUUCUCCGCCGCAACCUCACCGCCGAGAUCCUCCACCCUUCGCGGGUGAGAAGCUAUGCUCAUGCACGAAAGUGGGUGCUGGGGAUUCUCCUCUCUAGGCUUACAGGCCACUCGGGACCGGUCCGGAUGGUGGAUCACUUCCGGUAUGCUAUGUUUUGCUUACUGGUGCUCAUGUGUUUUGGGGACAAGCUCAAGGAAAAUCAGAUUCGAGAAAUUGAGACGAUUCAACGAAGAUUGUUAUUGCGUUUUCGUCGCGUCAAUAUCUUCAGCUUCUGGCCGAGGUUGCGAAUGCUAUUGUUCCGAAAGCAUUGGGAGGAGGCAUUGCAGCUGCGCAAGGAUCAGGAAGGGGUUAUACUUCCACACAUAAGAGCCAGACAGCAGCUAAAGCAACAACUUCGAAGCAAAGAACAAGAAGACGACAGCGACCCAGGUUCCUCUUCCUCCUCAACUGAAUAUGUCUUGUCGUAUGUGGAUACUUUGCUGGAUCUGCAACUGCCGGAAGAAGAAGAGAAGAGAAAGCUUAGUGAAGGAGAGAUGGUUAGUUUGUGCUCGGAGUUUCUGAACGGCGGUACUGAAACUACAUCCACUACACUGCAGUGGAUCAUGGCAAACCUGGUGAAGCACCCGCAUAUUCAGGCCAAGCUUUUUGAGGAGAUUAGUGGGGUUGUGGGGGAAGGAGGGGAGGAGGUGAAGGAGGAAGAUUUGCAGAAGAUGCCAUACUUGAAGGCAGUGAUACUGGAAGGCCUGAGGCGGCAUCCUCCAGCCCACUUUCUGUUGCCUUAUUCGGUGACCCAAGAUGCAACCUUGGAAGGGUUUGCGAUACCAAAAAACACUCUAGUGAAUUUUAUGGUAGCGGACAUGGGUUGGAACCCAAAGAUUUGGGAUGACCCAAUGGCGUUCAAGCCGGAGAGGUUCAUGAACAGCAAAGGUAAUGGAGUGGAAGCAUUUGAUGUAACUGGGAGGAAGGAGAUCAGAAUGAUUCCAUUUGGUGCUGGAAGGAGAAUUUGUCCAGGGUAUGAACUAGCCAUUCUGCAUUUGGAGUACUUUGUGGCCAAUUUGGUGUUGAAUUUUGAAUGGAGAGCUGUGGAUGGAGAUGAAGUUGACUUAUCAGAGGAGCAGGGAUUCACAGUAGAAAUGAAGAAUCCAUUGCAGGUUCAUUUGUCUCCUAGGAGGAAAUAAAAUUAAUCGAAGUGUUAAGGACUAGGAAGGGUGUUUGAUAAAUCAACUGUAUUGACUUAAGGUAAUUUAAUAAUUUAAUGACUUAAUUUA